Molecule: messenger RNA, 828 nt
Organism: Ilex paraguariensis (yerba mate)
Lineage: Eukaryota; Viridiplantae; Streptophyta; Magnoliopsida; Aquifoliales; Aquifoliaceae
Source: the annotation of a GenBank genome assembly
AUGGACGCCGAUUCGUGGAGCGCUCGUCUCUCUUCUGCUUCAAAGCGAUAUCAAUCGGCUCUUCAAUCUCGAUCUAGUAAGCCCGGAAGUUAUGAGUGGGAAUCGGAUGGUUUUGAUGCAGAUAUGUUAAUGGCGUUUGAAGAACUUGAUGCAGAUGACGAUAUAAGGGAAGAGUUUCCAUGCCCAUUCUGUUCCGAGUACUUUGAUAUCGUUGGAUUAUGUUGUCAUAUCGAUGACGAGCAUCCCAUAGAGGCGAAGAAUGGGGUAUUAAUUAUUACAUUUCCAAUAAUAUGAUUUUUUCUUUUUUCACAUCUAAUGGUAAAGUGGUCUAAUUUCAGAUCAUUCACAUGAAUAUUAGAAUCUUUCUCUGUGUUUUGGAUCUUCUUUGAAUGCAUCAGAAGAACAAGUUUUGUGGUUUGUUUGUUGGUUAGGGGAAACUUUUGUGGUUGGUGCUUAGCUAGUUUCAUCAAUAGUUUUUCAUUCCCCAAGUUUAACAUAUGUAUUAGUUUGCCCUGUUGCUGAUUGUUGGGAGGGAUAAGGAAAUAUUUUUAAUUUUUUUGUUUCUAUUAAGAGAUGAGGCUAUGUCCAAAAGCUUGUGAUGUCAAUGAUGGAUUUUGAAUGUAUGUUUACAUUGGUUUGAAUUGAAAUGCGUAUGUUUAGAAGCUGAUACAGGGUUAUAGGAUGCUUCUGGAUUCUCUUCACCAGUUGAAUCUUGAUUUUGGUUUGCUAAAGAGUAAGGAUCAAAAUAUCAUUUCGAAAUGGUCGAAAUAUACGAAACGUUUCCGUUUUCAAGGAGAUCGAAACAAAUUAGUGAUGGAAUCGAAAUUC